Messenger RNA from Bacillus rossius redtenbacheri, 5587 nucleotides. It is a transcript of the gene Ack-like, whose product is annotated as activated Cdc42 kinase-like. The record is from RefSeq and is a predicted model, not a curated record. Gene Ontology annotation, molecular function: ATP binding; protein tyrosine kinase activity; protein binding. Gene Ontology annotation, biological process: protein phosphorylation. The coding region runs from base 252 to 3575 and encodes 1107 amino acids. The transcript is spliced from 21 exons. Lineage: Eukaryota; Metazoa; Arthropoda; Insecta; Phasmatodea; Bacillidae.
UGACAAAAAUAAUAAUAAAUGGUUAAUUUUAGAUGAAAUAUUUUGACGGUGUUUUUUUAAUUGGAAUGAUUGAGUACUGUUGUGAUAUACCUUCGUUAAAUAUUGAAAUGUGUUUGAAAAGUUGUAUUUCAUUUGUAAUGAAUUCCUUUAGUAACAAUAUGUUAAAAUAUGUGCAGUGAUUGACUUAAUUGUUUGACCUAUAAAUAGCCUGAAUAUUUUCCGUGUUGGAAUAUGUUCAGAUAGCGUUCAACAUGGCAACAACUCAGGGACCGGGUUUGUAUGAGUUUCUGAUUGAAGCGGAAUUGCAGCAGUAUUACAGCAAUAUUAGAAAUGAUCUAAAGAUCCAGAAUGUACCUCAGCUCAAAUAUGUUACUGAAGAUGACUUGCAGCACAUUGGCAUGUCUAAACCAGAAAUCAGAAGGCUCAAAAAGUUCUUCCAGAAACACUAUCCACAAACUUAUAUAUCUAAAUUUAAAAAGAUGAUCCUGCCGAAGCGGGAGGAGCAGGUGUCGUCCAUGAUGGUGAUGCUUCCGGACGAGGGCGCGGACAAGCCCGCCAUCAAGGUCCCUAACAAGCACAUCAUCCCCGCCGAGGCCAUCGUGGUGAACAAGGAGCUGGGCACGGGCGAGUUCGGCGUGGUGCAGCAGGGCGUGUGGACCAACGACAGCGACCGGAUCCAAGUUGCUAUCAAGUGCCUUAGCCGUGAACGCAUGCAGAAUAAUCCCAUAGAAUUUUUGAAGGAAGCUGCAAUCAUGCAUGCGAUAGAUCACGAGCAUAUAGUGAGACUGUAUGGGGUGGUACUGGAUACCAACGCACUCAUGCUGGUGACAGAACUAGCACCAUUAAGAUCACUGUUGGAAUGUUUGAAAGAAGUUUCGCUACGCUCAAGUUUCCCCGUGUUGUCACUCUGUGAUUUCGCAAUUCAGAUAUGUGAUGGGAUGCAGUAUCUAGAGAUGAAGAGACUGAUACACAGGGAUUUGGCUGCGCGAAACAUUUUAGUGUUUUCCAAGAAUAAAGUGAAAAUAUCAGACUUUGGACUAUCAAGGGCUCUUGGAGUUGGCAAAGAUUAUUACCAAACUAACUUCAAUGUUAACCUCAAACUGCCAAUUGCAUGGUGCGCCCCUGAGUGUAUCAGUUACUUGAGAUUCACUUCAGCGUCUGACGUUUGGGCUUAUGGCGUCACCCUUUGGGAGAUGUUCAGCUAUGGUUUCCAACCAUGGGCUGCGCUUACGGGACAUCAGAUACUAGAAGCAAUCGAUGAACCAAAUUUCCAAAGACUUGAACAACCAGAAGCCUGUCCUAAAGAAUAUUUCAAUAUCAUGUUGAAAUGUUGGCAGCAUGAUCCCAACAAGAGGCCCAAGUUUUCCAAUCUGAUUACAAUGUUACCAGAGUGCAAGCCAGAGCAAGUGCAAGCCGUACAAGAUUACAUAGAGGAUCCGGUUAAGGUGAAGCGAGAACAGUUAUGCUAUCGCGUUGGAGACAUCAUUACGGUUCUGGACAAAUCGCCGCUGCAAGGCGUAGGCAGCUGCUGGAAGGGCGUCCUGAACAACGGGAAGACCGGCCUCUUCAACCCGGCACACACAGUGGCAUACUUGGGCUCGAACCUGCCGUCCAACAAGCCGGGCGAAUUCGUCAGGGGAGCUAGUUCUCGCUCUUCCCUUACUGGAUUAUCUAGUGCAAGAGAUGGCAAGAGUGUGUAUGCGUCAAGGCGGCGUCUGAAACCAGAUAUGAUCUCUGGUCCUCAAGGGGAUCUGAAACACACGGGACAUGUUGGUCUGGAUGGGGCGUACUUUGGUGACAUUUCAUUUCUUGGCGGCAAGGUCAGUCAGUACCAUCACUUACCGAGGCAAGUUGUGACUCCAUACAAACCACACGAAGAUUCAGAGCACGUGUCAGACAGAGCCCCUCUACUCACUGGUCGUGAAGUGGAACCUGGGAAAGAAGUGACGUGGUCGGACGUGAAGGAGAAGGAAGAGGCCGUGCAGCCUGAUCUCUGUGCGACCAACAAGAGGAACUCCAAACAGCUGAUGGAUCAUGAGUACCAUGAGAUCAGUGACGAGGAGAACUUGAUGGACAGCCCUCGAUCAGAGAAAUCUUUUGAUUUUGGCCCGAGUCUGAUGGACGAGAUGGACGCUAUGUUUCGGUCUCUGGGGAGCUCACCCCCAUCGUCGCCGGCUCUGCCCCCCUCCCCUGCGUCGCCGCUCGACGAGGCCGUCAACGUGCGCAAUGAGCUGCGUGAGAUUGCUGCCAAGGUCACCGGCAUGGGCAAGAAGAAGCAGGCGACGGUGAAGCCUAUAUCUGCCGCAGACGAACGAACCCUUGACACUGCGAUUGCAAUGGCUAAGGAGCUCACGACCUCCUCAAUGAGCAACCUAGGCAGCGGUACCCCGCCCGAGUCACCACACUCUCCAACCACCCCAAACAGGCGCAAGUUUUUCCGCUUCCCCGCCCCCGCUAUCGGCAAACACGGCAGCCCAAAGUCCGACCGCAGGACUUUUUCCGAGGAGGCAGCCAGCAUCCCAGACAUACAGUCGACGUUAACCGAAGAAGCCAAAGAAGUGUAUAACAGUCUCGUGGAACAACCAAUUGCGUCGUCCCCGCCAGCCCAGGACACGAACCCCUUGCGGAUGCUGCGCUCUGGGGCGUUCCCGAUGGUGAGGCCCCGAGUGCGCGGGAACAAGUUCCAGCAGCCGGACGGCCCGGUGGCCACCUCCCGCAGCCUGCCCCGCGUGCGGGUGCCCCCUCCCUCGCUCUCCAUCCCCCCCGAGGCAUCCUUCCCGAGGAGCCGCUCCAACACCCACCCGGCCGACGCCGGCGACAACCACCGGAGGAGCUCCGAGUCAGAGUGCUCCGAGGACUCCUCCUCCGCCGACCAGGAGGAGAGGGGCGACAGCAGCAACCCCAUACCGCUGCCUCCGAGGGACCGCAGCAAGCCCCUGCCGCCCGUCAAGACCCGUCACCAGAGGAAGCACCCCCUCAUCAUCCCUGGCGGGGGCAUGCUCGCCAAGAUGGUCGAGGUGGCGGAGGGACGCGAGGACGGGGACGCGCUGACGAACGGCUGUGACGCUUCGGCCUCCCCUAAUGGCUCGGCCGGGCACAGUGCCAGCCUUGACGACAGCUUCGAGCAGCACAUAGCCUGCCAGCUGGAAGCCUUGGACGAUAUUCCCGAGCAGGGGACGGAAGAAACUCUGCCAUCGCCUGUGGUGUCGAUGGUUCGCCACAGCGACCAUGUCUCCUGCGAAGACUUGCUGGAGUUCGCCUGCGACACGCCGAACGCGAAACGCACGAGGGGCAAGGCUCACGGGACCGACUCCGAUGAAGUGCGCAUCAUGGGAAAGGUUCUGGGCUCUGAGGUGUCGAGCGAGGGCUGCGUGGCCGCCCUGAACGCGUGUGACUGGGACGUGCACCAGGCCAUCAAGGUGGCGAGACUGCACCACCUGCUGCACACCACCGCCACCCUCACCGUGGUCACCCUGGAGACGUGCAACGAGGCUCUCGACACCUGUGGCUGGGACGUGGCGCGCGCUGCCAGCUGGAUCAUUGCCCAGGAGCAGGGCGACACCACGCAGGUCUAGCAGCGGGUUGUUUAUUGCUGUGGCUUCAAAUUUUGACACAAGAGCUGUCAGAUUUGAAAUUAUCUUCAGAUAUCAGGAAUGCAAGUAAGUAGUGCAGUAACCAUGCACUAGUUCAGUUCAAAUAAUAAUUUUUAAAUAAUUAUUUUUAUUGGCCAGUGUGUGUGUGUCUUAAAUAAUAAUAUUGUAACCAAAUUGUAAGUACAUACAUAUUAAUAUUAAUUUUUUAUGCAUUUAUUGUGAUUUAUGUACAUACUAAUAUUUUUUAUUUCUGUAUGUCAAAUGUCAUCAUGCUAUCUAUCAAUCUAUCAUCAGUGAAUGAUACGAAUAGAUACAUACUGUACAAUAAUACUAGAUAAUAUUGGUUAUUUUUGUUUAAAAUUUAUUCUUCCAGUAAAUACAUACUUUCAUUUGAUUAUUCUGAGAACUUUUUGGAAUGUUUGCUGUGAAAGCGAGUACCUCAUUUUUGUCAAAAUAUAUCCACCAAACUGGGAGUUUUGAAGAAUUUGUCAGUAUUUCCAUAUUUAUUUGUUUAUGAUUACCAUAAAUGGUAUCAUAACUUCCAUGUGUGUUUCUUCUUUCUAAAAGGUACCUAUGUCCGUAAAAUAUUUCCAAAGUUAUUUCGAAGUACAAACUUUUUUACAUAGUUCAUAGGGAGGCAGCUCAUUAGUAUUAUGCAUCUACUUAUAGUGUACUUAUCUAGAUGUUAUUCAGUGUCUGAUAAUUGUCAGUAAAGGUACAAGUUCAUGUAAUUUGAAUUAGUUUUCUUUUGUUAGGCUGUCUGGCAUCAAGAAAAAUGGAACAGGGAACUGUCAGGAAAUUUUUAAUUUCUGGAAGAAUCGGGGAAUAGUGAGGGAUAUAUAUUGGCCAGGUAAUUCAAAUGAAAUGACCAGAUAGGCUUAUCCUGUAUAGAUUAUCCUGAUCCAUUAACUGUGACAAGCAAAUUGUAUUUUGGGUUCAGUCUUUGGUCCAGUGCUGGUUGCCAAGUGUUAUUGAACCAAGGGCAAAGGGUGUUUUCAAAGUCCGAGAACCAAAAUCUUGAGUAUAAAAUUUUCAAUAGGGUUAAAGUUUUUUGAAUUGUAAGGUACAUAAGUGCAUUGUGUGUUAAACUAUUAACCUCCUUAAUAAUUGAUAAUGACAUUAAGGGUGAAUGUGCAAAUGUGGUAUUUUUAUAAUGAUCUUCCCCUUAAAAUUAAUUGAGAUAUCUUACCACAGAAAUAUUUAGAUAGCAUAUUUUUCAAUGCAACACCACAGUCGCAAGAGACAUCUCUCUUUCUCCUUCCUGCCACCACGCACUGCUUCCUUCUUUCCCCUCUUCGAUGUUCUCUCCCUGACUUCCCCUCCGCAGCUUGGAUGGCUGUAGGAAGCAAAACCAGCUUACAUUUUCCUUGCAAUGUAUAACUGCGGCCUAUACCUAACCAGGGUACGAGUUAACUUAAUUUUUUUCUCAACAUUUCAGAAAUCCAUUUUGUGUAUUGAGGAUCAAAAAAAAAAAAUUUGCUGAAAUUAGUUGUUACAAAGCCACUGUUUUACAACACAUAUGUAACAACACAUUAAUUCAUAAUAUGCUUAUACUCAUUGUUGGCGGGAGGGAAGCGGAGAGAAGGCUCGGUUCCCCCAGUCUGGCCGCGUUCUGGCUUUGGACACGAGCGGAAAACACGAAGAUAGCCGAGCUCAGAGUCUCGACAUAAGAAACGGACAUUAGGAGCACAUCGAAGAAUGCUAUUAUAAAUAUAUAGUGUACUUUUUCGAAAAGAAUUUAUGUAUUUACCCAUGUGUGGGUCUCUGUAAAUGUCCGUGAACUGGCACUGUAUACAAACAUCACAUUUCUAUCUCAAAAGGUUUUUGUGAUGCAACUGUGUACAAACAUUGUUUCAUUCUUGAAAAAACUGCUCUAAAGGACAUGCUGAUUUUUUUUUAUUAGGAUAGAGAAAAUUGAAAAUUUGAUAAGGAAAUAGCAUGUCUUCUUUUCUCUCUUGGAGAAAGGCGCGGGCAAAAAAAAAAAGAACAAUAAA